Messenger RNA from Hansenula anomala, 1038 nucleotides. RefSeq names its product endonuclease (gene SLX1). The transcript has 3 exons. Gene Ontology annotation, molecular function: crossover junction DNA endonuclease activity; 5'-flap endonuclease activity. Gene Ontology annotation, cellular component: Slx1-Slx4 complex. Gene Ontology annotation, biological process: double-strand break repair via homologous recombination. The coding region runs from base 1 to 1038 and encodes 345 amino acids. The record is from RefSeq and is a predicted model, not a curated record. Lineage: Eukaryota; Fungi; Ascomycota; Saccharomycetes; Phaffomycetales; Wickerhamomycetaceae.
AUGUCACAAAUAGGGUCACAGUCGACUAAGAAGAAGGUAGCACACGCAGUGCCCAAGUUUUAUGGAUGUUAUUUGCUGCGAUCAAUACCCAAACCAAACUCAUUUUACAUAGGAUCAACACCUGAUCCAGUAAGAAGACUACGGCAGCAUAAUGGUGAACUAAAAGCAGGAGCGUACAAAACAAAGAGAAAGGGGUUCAGGCCCUGGGAAAUGAUUAUGAUAGUUCAUGGGUUCCCAAACAAAAUUGCAGCUUUACAAUUCGAGCAUGCAUGGCAACAUUCCUACCAAACACGUCAUAUUGAAAAAGUGCAAAGAAUCACAACAUCCAAGACUGCUGGUCGGUCUAUACAUCACAAAUUAGGAAAUGUUAGAUUGUUAUUAAAUUCACCAUUUUUCAACAAAAUGAACUUGAAAGUUCAAAUAUUCAACUCUGAAACUUAUAAGGUUUGGUAUACGAAUAAAUUUGGCAUUAAUUUGCUAAACCAACUCAUUCGUAUAGACUAUACAAAUACUCCAGAGACAAAUGAAAUUAUCAAUAUGCAAAACGUGAUGGAUUUCAAAAAGAAAUGUAUCGAACAUGAUACAAAGAUCUUGUCAAGAUUUCAAGAAGUUCUUCGCUACGGUGAGCAUAUAUGUCAUUUUUGCAAAGAUGUGAUUGAUUAUACAAAGACAAACUCAGAGUACCCACUUGUCUCAUUAUGUUACCAUGAUUCAUGUGACCACAUUUCACACCUUUCAUGUCUUUCCACUCAUUUCAGAACCAAUGAAAAAGAAGUGCAAAAUGUUGAUGCUGAUAAAGCAGCUAUGAAAAAACUUUCCCAAAGAACAAAAAUUACACAAAUUACACAAAUACCUGAAAGUUCAAUCAUACCUAAAAAGGGUUCAUGCCCAUCGUGUGAAAAAGUUCUAAUUUGGACAACCUUGGUUAGAUACUCCACUAUGGCUAGAUUAAAUAUCGGAUAUGAUGGUAAAGAACCAACUGUCGAAGAAGAGGAGGAUGAGUUGAAUGAGAUUGAAGCUACACAGGAUGUUGUAUAG